Molecule: messenger RNA, 560 nt
Organism: Didymella exigua CBS 183.55
Lineage: Eukaryota; Fungi; Ascomycota; Dothideomycetes; Pleosporales; Didymellaceae
Exons: 1
Coding region: 151-456 (101 amino acids)
Source: RefSeq, a predicted model, not a curated record
UGCACGCGCGGGGCUGGCCGGGUAUAGGUGCGUGUUGUGGAUCUUGGUGGGGGUAUCACAGGUGUCGAGGUUGGCUGGUGGUGUGGACGGACGGUGUUGUGCCAGAGGCGUGGAGGCUCUCGCUGUGACGCUGUGACGCGGUGAGCUAACAUGCUGAUCCGGCAGGCUGCGGCUAGCAAAUCGAGUAAUCCGCCCUUUCCAGCUUGCAAUAUUUCGCCCACACCCCUCCAAACAACGAGCCUUCUCUCUGUUUGCGACUCACAAUCCUACUGCAGCGCCCGUCGCGGUAUUGCAAAAGUCUCCCAGAUUACGUGCGCUGUCAAUUCUAAUCGAACGUCCUUUUUCCGGCCAUCCGUCACAAGCUGCGCGCGAUCGCUCAGUAGUAGCGCGGGGCAUACCGGUAGCUCUUUGGCCGAGUACUUCCAAAGGCCGAUGACGACUUUGCGUGCUUUGUAACCCAUCAACCCCGAAAACCUCCUCGGUCGCUCCCCUCUUACAGUCGCAAUUUGCAGGACUCGAUUUCAAAAUUCAACUGGAUCUUCCGCGGACCCCACCUGCCC